Messenger RNA from Pecten maximus, 934 nucleotides. Its product is annotated as apolipoprotein D-like. The record is from RefSeq and is a predicted model, not a curated record. The coding region runs from base 236 to 784 and encodes 182 amino acids. NCBI's taxonomy places the organism in Eukaryota, Metazoa, Mollusca, Bivalvia, Pectinida, Pectinidae. Gene Ontology annotation, molecular function: pigment binding. The transcript has 5 exons.
CAGGGUAUGGAUAUUCGUUCUACGCCGACGCGUGACGACGGACAAAAAUAAGUGAUCCCGAGUGACAGCCAUAUUUCGAGGGAACACAAUCAAAAUAUCAUCAUUCAACGUAAAGUCAAUGAACAACUACUUUGUUAUCAGACACUUUAUCUAGCCAGCCUUGAUUGACAGAUAACUUUACAUACGUAGGAUGUAUCCGCGCGUUGUAUAAGAUAUUUGUAACGAGACAACCAACAUGACAGGUUCUCUCCAAUUAUUGCUUAUUCUCGGGGCGGUUUCACUCCUCCAAGCAACAUGUCCGACUAUUCCAGUAGUAGCCGACUUCGACACUGAAAGGUAUACAGGCACGUGGUACGAGACGGAGAGAUUUGACAACCCAUUAGAGUGGUACACGAGAUGCGUGUCGGACACGUACAUUUCACGUGGAGAUGGUAGCUACACUGUCCUGUACAACAGGAUCGGGACGUGGACGGGAACGAACAGAACAACAGAAGGUGCUCUGGAUCUUGUCGAUGGGCACCCCGGUCAUUUCAGAGCCUCGUUUGCGGGAUGGCUACCAUCUGGAAACUACUACAUUAUAGAUACAGACUACAGUGACUAUUCCAUCGUGUACUCGUGCUCCGACAUGUACGGGAUCACAAACAUAGAACUGGCAUGGAUCAUGUCCCGAGACAGAAGUAGUUUAUCAAGCAAGCAGAGAUCCAAGUUAUACAGGCGAUUGACGACACUGGGUAUCGACACCUCGCAGUUCAUCGUGUCCGAUCAAAACGGAUGCGAGGCAUAAACGUAUAUCCCAGAGAAAAUUGCGGACUACAGGUGUACAUGGCACAUGGGAGAAAUUGGUACAUAUCAACUAUGACGAACAGUACACAUUUUGAAAUUAUACCAAAUUUUAAUUAACCAAAGGUAAAAUAAAUCUUCCUCUUAUGCUACA